Drosophila novamexicana is the source of this 5445-nucleotide messenger RNA. RefSeq names its product ankyrin repeat and KH domain-containing protein mask. The annotation marks the transcript as partial. The record is from RefSeq and is a predicted model, not a curated record. The transcript is spliced from 13 exons. NCBI's taxonomy places the organism in Eukaryota, Metazoa, Arthropoda, Insecta, Diptera, Drosophilidae.
ACCAGCAGCAGCAGCAGCAGUAGCAGAGGCAGCAGCACAGGAGCGGAAGUGGCCACAAAAUGUGAGCGCACGCAAGUCGAGCGUGAGAGCGCGAGCGUGAGCGCAAACGCAGGCAAUGCUGGCCAUGGCCAACAACCACCCAAUGUGACAGCAGCAACAACAGCAACAACAGCAACAGCAGCAGCAGCAGCAGGCAAUGACAGCGACAGCGACAAUGCCAAAGGCUUGGGGAGCAACGGGAGCAGCAGCGACAACAGCGCCUGCUCAAUACCUACAAUUGGCAGUCAGCUUUUCAAAGCCAAACUCACAGCAGCAGCCGCACCACCAACAGCAGCAGCAGCAGCAGCAGUCGUCGCAGCAAGCGCAGCUGAGCAGCAGCAGUCGGCUGUGCAGCACAACGAGUGUGCGACAGCAGCGAGUAAAACCGAAAGUAACGAGUGCAGCACAACAACAACAGCAGCAGCAGCAACAAGCUGCAACGAUUACGAUCUUAUUGAUUUUGAGCACGAUUUGGUCGAUGAUUUUGUGGCCAGCCAGCGGCUAAAACGCUUACAGCAUAAUUUUCAGGGACGCGUUAACAGCAGCAACAACAACAGCAACAUUGAUUGUGUAAAGGCAUCCUUGAGACAGCAACAGCAACAACAACAACUAAAACUAAAUGCCUGCACGUCUACAAUAAGCACAACAAAGAAACUACCCCCUGAAGCAGCAGCAGCAAAUAGCCAUACACCCACUCUCACACCCACAUUCACACCCCCGAGCAGCAGCAGCAGUAGCAGCAGCAGCAGCCACGCUGCAAAGGACAAUAAAAUAGUUGAAAGUUCGGUGUUGGCCGUGGCAAGCUCAAGUGCAAUACAAUUAGAUGUAAAUUGUAUUCAAGACAUUGGAAAUGAACAAAUUGCCAAAGCAAACGACAGCAGCAGCAGCAGACAACAGCAAUUGCUGAAUACGUUGCCAGAGUUGGCAUUGCGCGUGCGCGUUAUUUGUGACAACAAUUGCAGCGAUUCGUCAACGAACGCCGCCAAUUUUGUGGCCACGCUCAGCGAGUUCGAUGUGCAGCGCUUUGGCGAGUAUCUGAGAGCGGCGCGACAGCUACAAUUGCUCGACAUCAAUCACAAUAGCCAGUGUCAGCUGCCAGGCGAGCCGAGCGGCAGUCACGAGCAGGAGCUGGACAGCGAGUGUGAAUACAAUAGCGAUAGCAAUUGCAACGAGUGCCAGUGCGAUGAGUGCCUAGCGGUCGCAGCACAUAACAGUACAGCGAGCAACGAGUACAACGAGCGAACGGCGAGUACACUCGCUACAAGCACAACAGCGACUGGGAUAUCAUUUGGGCCCCGGCCAGACGUGUUCAAGAUGCGUGAGGUGAAUGGCCAGCUGCGCGGUCUGCUCAAGAAACCGAAUCGACCGCCGCCGGCGCGCAAAAAUCGGGUCGUCUUCGACGAGACACGCAACGAGUUCUUCGAGGCCGAUUAUAUCAUAUUGAUACGCGAGGAUUGCGCCUACGAUGAGGAAGACGAGGAGCCAUGCACCUGCGGCGAGCACGAGCUGGUGCGCCUCUGCUGCGAGGAGGGCUGCCAGUGCAACUAUGCGGUUAACGCCGCCGAGCCCGGCGAUGGACGAACGCCACAGAGCCCCAAGUUCCAGCCGCCAAUUGACUUUGUGGACGAUGCCGCGCUCAGUCCACCCGAUGGCUACAAGGAUAACAGCCUAAAGAACACGCUGGGCGGCGCGCUCAGCGGCCACAUCUUCGGCGCGCAGCAUCUACAACAGUUGCAGGUUAUCCAGCGUCUGCAGCAGCAGCGUGCCGCAAUGUUGGCGGCGCGCAACAGCAGCAGCAACAGCAACAGUCAAAUACCGCCGCCGCCACCGCCCGCAGGCGGCGCUCAGCAACAACAACAGCAACAACAACAACAGCAACAACAACAACAACAGCAGCAACAACAACAACAACAGCAACAGCCGCUGCCCGAUGAGGACCUGCAGGGCGUUUGCACCGAGUGCGCCGAGUGCGCUGAAUGCGCCGCCAAGCAGCUACAGGAUGCAGAAUGCGGCGGGUCGCAGUGCAACGAGGAGCUGACGCCGAUCGGGGUGCCAGCUGUGGCAUUGUUGCCGUUGCACACCAGCUCACCGGAGCGUCGCAUCACGCAGAAGGAGAUCAUCGCCGGCGAGGAGCGGCCCAAAUAUGUGCUGCAAUCACAAUACAAGCCCGCAGCGGCAGCUGCAGCAGUCAAAGUUAGAAAGGAUGCGGGCAGUAGCAGCAAACCCGCCGCCGCCAGUGCCAUUUCCGGUUCCGGUACCGUUGCCGCAACCGGCACCGGUACCGGCACCGGCUACGGCAACAGCCUGGUGCCAGCAGCGGGCAGUAGCUCAGCCAAGAAAAAAAGAUUUGUUGUUGAAACCAUUACCACUAUGACCACAGUGACCGAGCGACGCAUUGUACGCGAGGCGCACGAGGAUUCGGCGGCUGCCACUGGCGCUGCCGGUGCUGCGCCCGCAGCGGAAAUGCUGCCACCGGCGCUGCCAGCCAAGGCGAGCGCAACAGCCGCCGCCGCAGCAGCAGCGGCAAGCGCCGCCGCAGCCGCCAAUGGCGCUGGCAAUGAGCCAUACGAUGAGGAGAAACCGCCACCCAUACCGCCCAAGGAGCUGACAACGACCACGCAGAUCAGCGGCAUCCUGAAGGGCGGCAAACUCUGGAAGCAGGACUCCAUUUCCCAGCAAUCGGAUGACCAGAACAACACCACCUCAGAGGACGAGAGCGGCGCCACAAAGCGUUCGGUGCGCUUUGUGACCGAGGAUCAGGCGAAUGCCGGCACCGAUGGCGAUGGCCAGUCGCUCUGCGGCGAGCUGGACGACAGCGAGAACCAGAUCAACGAGCUGAUACCCAUCAAGAAGCACUCGACACUGUUCAACAAUGCGCUGCGUCCCAAUUCGGCGGUGCGUCAGCUGUUCCCCAGCGUUUCGGCACAGCAGGCGCCGGUGCUCACCUCGGAAGCGCUGCGCGCCUUCGAUGAGUCCAAGCGCGCCGGCUGCCUGGUCACCCAUUUGCCCGGCAGUUGCGGCGACUCGGACACCUUGCGGCGCAGCAUGGAGCGCAAUAUACUGCGACGCUCGCUGAUCAAGAAGAAGGCCGUCAAGUCGGACAUUUCGCUGGAGGAGCGCAUCAAGCAGCUGACCUGCGACAUUGAUGAGGAUCUCGUCGAGGAGCUGUCGCGCGGCGUUGCCGAUGCCGAUCACGAUCAGGAUCAGGCCAGCGAGCGCGACUGCUCGGAGCUGGCGCAGCGCGACAGUCCCGCCGGCGAGGAGAAUCCCAAUACCCUGGCGCCCAAGUUCAUGAACGGCGAGAAGAGCUUCUCGCCCAGCAGCUCCGUUUCCAGCUCAUCCAGCGGCUCGUCGGCCUACAAGAAGAUCGCUGACAUCUUCAGUCGCGACAAGAAGCAGGAGAAGAUUAUGGAGCUCGAGGAGAAUCCCAUUGUCAUCAUACCCCAGGAAUGCCGCUGCCCCGCCGCACCGGAUCUGGGCAUGGGGAUUCAGGUGCCGGUUGUGCACACGCAAAUCCAUCGUACGCCGCCGCGUCAAAACGAACCGAAGCGCCAAUUCCUCUCGACCCUGGCGCCGCUGACCGCCUGCGUGGCGGGCAACAAGGACGACCUGUCCUCCUACUACACGCUGGCCGCGGCAGCCGCCGCCCACCAGCACGGACAUGCGGCGCAUGCGCACGCCCAUUAUGCGGCCGCCGCUGCCGCCGCCGACUACAACAUGAGCCAGCUGCUGGGCGCUGCCGCGGGAGCUGGCGAUGCCGUGGCCCAGCAGGCGGCCGCUGCGGCGAUGGUGGCGCAGGGCUUGGCUUUGGGCGGAGGCGCUGGUGCUGGUGGUGGUGCCGGCGCUAGCGGGGAUGAGGCGCGCAAGGUGGCGCCGGAUGUGAUUGCCGGCACGCCCGGGCAGGAGACAACGCAACAGGACGAGCUGGCCGCCUUCGCCCAAGCGGAGGCGAAGCGCACCGAGCAGUUAAAGAAACGCUAUACGGGCGUGGAGACCGCCUCCCAAUGCCAGUCACAGGCGAGCAGCGACGACGACGAACAGAACGAUUAUGGCUUCAAUAAGCGGCCCUCGGUGCGCGGCAUUAAGCCCAAGUUCAGCUCCACCAACGAGAUUCUUGCCCAGAUGCAGGAGCAGCUCACACAGCAGAUACCCACAACGGUGAUCAGCAGCCAGCCCGUGCCGCAGGCCAUCAAGGGCUAUGCCAUGCCCAAUCAGGCCAAGCAGCCAAAUCCCUCGCCGCAGAACGUGCCACAGCAGCAACAGCAACAGCAGCAGCAACAGCAACAGCAGCAACAGCAACAGCAGCAACAGCAGCAGCAGCAGGCGGCGCAGCUGCAGCAGCAAAUGGCGAAUGCUCUGCAGGCCAAUACCAUUGCCCAGCAGAAGACGGAGCAGCGCACCUGGAGCUUUUACAGCGAGAGCGGGGAGCAGCAACGCUUUCCGGUGGACGCCGCCGCCGCCGCCGCCAUACAGCAGACAUAUUACCAGACGCUGCCGGCGGGCGCCAUGUUCCGCCAGACGAUGAUCCAGCAGGGCGCCGCCGAUGAUGCGUCCUCCCUGCUGUAUGCCGCUGCCCAGAACUGUCAGAGCGUGACGGCCACGGCGACCGCAACGGCCAUCGAGCAGAGCAAGCACAGCAGCUAUAGCAGCCACUUUGCACGCAGCCCGACCAGGCGGCCGGAGUCGCCGCCGCCGUUGCGCAACUAUCACCAGACGAUGGUGUUGAUACCAUACAAUGCCGAGACCUACUCCCAGUUCGCCACCAGCAGCAGCGUCGAUCCCAAGCUGGCCCACAUCCAGCGACAGAAUAUACUCGAGUAUCAGCAGGUGACACAGCAAACGAUACGCGUGCCCAUUGGCUAUGCUCUGCCUGGCAUGCAGCUGCAUGUGGUCAGUGGACGUGGCCACGCCGCACACUAUGCACAGCAUCAGCACACGCAACAACAUCAGCAUCAGCAACAACAGCAGCAGCAACAGCAACAGCAGCGUUUAAUGUCGCAACACUAUCAAUACGGGCCGGAGGGCGGCAUGCCGGGCUUUAGCGAACGGGGCGUGCCCGAGGGCGCAGCUGCCGUCUCGCACAGCGAUUGCAGCGCCAUGGUCUCGCCAACGAGCGCCCAGCAGCAACAUCAGCAGCAACAGCAACAGCAGCAACAGCAGCAACAGCAACAGCAGCAGCAGCAACAGCAGCAACAGGUGGGCGCUGCCGCAGCUCAGGGAUCCGUUUACUAUGCGAUGAACGUAUGACCCGGGCUGGAAUAGUCGCUGCCAGCGGCGGUCAUUGUUGAGCGCCGCCAGUGUCAACGCGUCGAGUUGUCAGCGACUUCAGUGCAUUUGGGCGGCGGCGCCGGCGUCGGCGGUACCGGCGGCGUCGGCGGCGGCUGCGGCAGAUGAGCCCCAAAUGGC